This is a messenger RNA of Cygnus olor (mute swan), 3091 nucleotides long. It is a transcript of the gene HOATZ, whose product is annotated as HOATZ cilia and flagella associated protein. The record is from RefSeq and is a predicted model, not a curated record. The transcript is spliced from 7 exons. Bases 1003 to 1335 code for a protein of 110 amino acids. Gene Ontology annotation, biological process: cilium assembly. Lineage: Eukaryota; Metazoa; Chordata; Aves; Anseriformes; Anatidae.
CCCCAAGUGACCAUGACGACACAGCGUACACACAGGUUGCAGCCGUGGGGCUGGCCCACGGCCCAGGCUGGGGACACUCCAGCCCAGCAGUGCCAGGGGGAGACGUGGGGCACCCCGGUGCCACCUUCGGGUCCAGCCCCACAGACACGUCUGCCCGUGAAAGCCUGCUGGGUGCUCAGUGGGUGGAAAAAGGAAGGAAAUGAGGAGAGAAGCUACCCAUUUUUUUCUCUUUCCGUUAAAUCUUCUUAAGCAUUUUAUCAUAAAUUCAGUCCUUAUCAGGAUUUUUGCAAGGUUUGAAUGCCAUGACACCAUCACAAGAGUGGUGCUUGGUUUGCAGGCAGUGUAGUUAGCUGAUUGUAUCCAUUGCUUCACAAUCACUAAAUUCACUGCCAUCAAAACAAUGCACAGGAUUCCCUGCUACAGCCUCACUACAGAAAACUGCAUGCCUUACAACAUCUUUAUUCCUAGUGCAAAAAUAUUAAUAAUGUUUAUUUGUUUACAGCUUUAUUUCCAGUAAUUCUCAUUUAGCUUUCAUGUCUUAUUUAACAAGCUAGUAAGUUAAGGGGUUUCUAAGCAAUGAUUAAAUAUUAAACUCCCUGAAUGCUAUAAACGUCUUUUACUAUGAUCACUUUGCUUAAUGUCCAACAGUUUUAAUAAUGGAAAAAAUGCAGACUUCAUAGUGUUAGAACCUGCUAUAAUAGGUUUUGUGGUUUUUGUUUGUUUGUUUGUUUUUUAACAAAAAAAUCACUCUUCAUAAAAGUUGGAAUUGGAAGGGAACUGUCUCUUAGAUCAGCCUAGUUACUAGGCAGUGUAGUUAGCUGAUUGCCAAAAGUAACAAUCACUAACCACACAGCCAGGUAAAAAGGCUUGGAAGAUAUCUCAAUGGAAAUCAGACGCACAGGAAUUUUGACUACAGAAGGCAGGCAGACUGACCUCCUUGAAGAAGCAUCUAAGAAGCAUCGGUCUAAUAGACAGGCAGGGCAGUGAAAUUAAACAAGUGCAAUGUGCUGGACCGCCUGUCACACAUGGAAGAGAGAGGGAAGUACUGCUCUCCAAUGCCCGCUGCUUCCUCGCAAAAGUGAGGAAAACAGUGAGAAAGAGAGAAUCUCAGAAGCUCAAAAUGUGCAGAAAACUAAAGUAAAAGAAAAAUAUCUUCAGCAGGCCAAGAAAAGAGAAGAUAUACUAGCUUUGCUGAGGAAACAGAGAGAAGAAAGGAUUGCAAAAGAACUGAUUUCUCAUCCACAUAAACCAAAGAUCAAAGCUGAUGAAGUAAGCAGGCAGAAGGUGUUUGAAGCAGACCAUCAGGAUCAAGCAGCAGUAAAGGCCCUCAAAUAGUUCAGCUAAACUCUGAUGAAGACAAUGAAAUAUUUCUUUGCUCCAGAAAAAAUGUUGUUAUCAGAACCGUGUUGCUGUGGACUUCAAGCCAUGUACAUUUCUAAUUUGACUACAUUUCUAGUUGCUCAUACUGAGACGUGGCAUGACAGACAAAGGCUGUGUAUAGGCUUGCAGCAACCUAUCCGUCAUUUUCUUUGUUUUGCUGAAGUUAAAAUAAAUGCUUAAUUGCUUUACUUACUACACUGUUAGGUCCUAAUGUGGUGGUAGUGGCUUGGGCAGUGCUGUUUGUCCUCAAGUUUUUCUGUUGUCUUGGCACGACAGCAGUAAACAAUGUAUGCAAAUAGCUCCUUGUCAAUCUUCAGAGUCCUUGUCCAAGCUGCUGCCUAAGGUAAUUCAAGGGAGUGGUAUAAUAAACAUCCCCUAGACUUGUUUUCCAUGGACUUGAGUGGUUCUGGGACUUUCGACUUGUGGGCUUUGAAGUCUCACGUACUUUACUAGUCAGCUUUCAAAAUGUUUGCUUCUAUGAUCUGAAGGGUUGUUAUAUUGAAUAUAUUCAUUUUGUGUGCUCAAUUCUCCAAAAUUAUAAAUGGAGAGCAACUGUUUUACCUUUGUUGCAAAAUCGUUCUUUAAAAGUAGAAAACAGGUCAAAAGGAAGAGUCUGUGGCUAGUAAUAGCGUUAGGAUUGCACAAUAAACACAGCAAGCUUUGUUAUCAAGUGUCUAUAGUGUUCGAGUGGUUGGAGUUGACCUCUUUCAAUAAAUAGAUCAAAAAGGCUUCUGUCAGCUACUGCGCUUUCCUGCUGAAAAGAGCGAGAUCUUUGGUAAUCACUUUGGGGUUCUAUGGUACUGCGUUCCCCAGUUCUGCUCUUGAUGUGGGAGAGACUAGAAGAGACUGAUGCCAUGUGGCAGAAUAUUUACCAUUAAUUCAAGAAAACGUGUUGAUAAUGCUGCCACUACUUGUCAUGGAUAUAUUCCAAUGUUUUGUUUUUUUUUUUUCCUUCAGAGCCAUUACAGAAAUAUUUUCCAAUGUAUUUAGUACGCAUAUAUGCUAGAAAAAGGAUAGACUUCUAAAAUGAUGAGCCAGGGGGCUUAAGCUUUGUUAUGGCAAUACCUGCAGCUGUAAAGAAAGUGAGGUUUUUAGUCUCUAGGAAUACUAACUAUUUGUGAUUACUUGGAUUACUUUGGUUACUUUCUGUGAAACAAGAAAAAAGCUCUCUAAACAGGAUGUCCUUUGUGUUAAGCAUUCUUCAAAGACCACAUGCACUGGCAGAGCUUUAAGAUAAUGAAGUUUUGGCUGGUAAAGGCGUGAGUUCAGUCUUAAGCCCAGGCUACUUCCAGUUCAGCUGCUCAGUUCUUCCCUGUAAAUCAGUAAAAUUGCUCCUAUUUGUAAAGUUACUGAAGCGCUUGGGUAUUUACUAAACUGACUGUGAUCACCAAGGAUUUUGGAAAUGCAAAAAGUAUGCCCUAGGUAACUAUCACUCUGUGUUUUAGACAUGACAGACUGCAAAGCCAUGGCCUUAGUUGAUAUCUAGGAACUUUCCGACUCCUGGUGACCUGGAGUGGAAUGUCUUCACAGCUUUUUACAGGAUCUUUUUCUGUUUAAGGUACUGAUUUCAGAAAUAGCUUCUCCAACUGUAUUAUGAAGAGCUGGUAUAGGUUGGAAUUUUUAUAAAACGAUUAAAUUCUUAAAAUAUUGACAUCAGUAUCUCAGAGGAAACAGCAGUCCUUGGGGCUCCUGUUUUGUGUCGCCUCGCUGC